Molecule: messenger RNA, 5193 nt
Organism: Dendroctonus ponderosae (mountain pine beetle)
Lineage: Eukaryota; Metazoa; Arthropoda; Insecta; Coleoptera; Curculionidae
Gene: disp
Product: protein dispatched
Exons: 11
Coding region: 284-3595 (1103 amino acids)
Cellular component (GO): membrane
Source: RefSeq, a predicted model, not a curated record
UCGAGACUUAUGUACACAGCGUUUUCGCUCUUCUAACUAUCGCGAACGUUAAAGCAAGAAUAUAUGCUACUCUUAAAAUCGAUUCUCAGUUUUUCAAACCCUAGCCCUAGGAAUUUAAUAGGUAGCUAGGGGGUAUCAAAACUUAAUACUUAAUUUUGGUGCUACUGAACAUUAAUUAAUACGUAUUUAAUAUUUAAUAAACAGUGUAAAAUAAACUGUGUUGUCAAUCUUCUAUUCAUUCAUCAAGUGACAAGGAAAUCAAAGCACAAUAUAGAACUCUAGAAUGAAUUGUUACAAAUGGUAUAUACAUUUUCUAGUAAAACAUCCAUACAUCCUUUUACUGGUUAUUGCUGCAAUAUCAUGUGCCUGUUUAAUUGCACCCUUUACUUUAGAGAAUAUGAACAGUUUCGACUUUCAAGAUCCUCAAGCGGGGUUUUCAACAAGAAGUACAAUAAUAGCGGAUCGACUAACAGCUUGGGAAAACUUGCAACGCGAGGUUCGUUUUUCAGGGAGUUUAGUAAAGAACCCGAAAGAGUUUUUAAUUGGCAAGGAAAUGUCUCGAACAACUUUUAAACCGCGAACUAGAAAGCCGAAGGGUAAACAAAAAGGGAAAAUGAAGGAGACGCCAGGAACAACUCCGAAAACUGAUAUACAUGAACAGCAAAAUGGGUUACAAGAUCAGAGUACAGAUAAAACUGUUUAUGGGAAGAUUAUCUUAAAUGAAAUAACCUCUACAGGACAGCCUGAGAUUAGAAAUAAAUGGCGAACUUUAAAAAAAUUAGACGCUCCUAAGCCACAUCAUAAGCCAAAGAGUUUCUGUGGUGGACCAGAAGAAAAUUACGUUCAUUUAGUAAUUAAAGCAAAUAAUGGGAAUGAUUUGUUUACAUGGGAGAAUUUGAAAUUAUUAUGUAGAUUGGAAAACUUUAUAAUGAAUUUAAACAUUGUUCCCGAUAUAUGUAUUUCCGAUACUGAAAUUGAUGGGGAAUGUUGCAAGCCAUGGUCUUUACCGAACUAUAUUGCAGCAUUAUUUGACAAACACUCUUGUUUAAGUAUCACGGAAGCGGAUGUAAAUAAAACAAAAUCAAUCUUGGAAGAAUGUGCAAUACAUUUUCAUAAUAACAAGUUACGAGAUUGUCGGUUUUGUACUAUACCUGCACAUUGCCAAAAACAUGAUGCUGUUUUUACUAUCUUCAACUAUUUGAUUACCGUCAGUUCCAUUCCUUCAAAUGCUUCCGACAAUCAAUUGCAAAAGCUGGAAGAAACACUUUUAUUUCUGCCUAUUGCUGCCAGUACUGCUAGUAAACCUUUGUUUAAUGAAUUUGAAAGGCUCGGAACAGAAUUUGAAGGACUUUCCAUAGUGGCUAUGGAAUUUGGAAUAAAAAGUGCCAUUUUUGAUGAAUAUCUUUUAAAAGAUGCUCGACUAAUGGGAUUAGGAGCAUUUUUUGUGUUCGUCUGUUUAUGGGUUUAUACAGCCUCAAUAUUUGUAACUGUGAUGACAAUAAUGUCUGUAUUUAUUGUGUUGACUGCAACCUAUUUUUUAUAUCAAGUGGUUUAUGCAGUGAAUUUUUUUCCUUUCAUGAAUAUGCUCAGCGUCAUUAUUUGCAUAGGGUUGGGAGCUGACAACGCAUUUAUAUUAUGUAAGAUAUUCAGCUCAAAGAAAUUGGAGAUGACCGAUAAUAAGGACUUGUACAAAAUUAUGUAUGGUACUUUUGAGCAUUCCUUUAAAACCAUGUUUGUUACUUCCUUAACAACUGCGGUUGCAUUUUGGUCAUCGUAUACCAGUUCUGUAACUGUGAUCAGCUGCUUUAGCAUAUUCACAGGAACAGCCAUAAUACUAAAUUUUGUCUUAAGUGUUUCAUGGAUUCCAGCUUGCUUGAUAGUAAGGGAGCAGCCUUGCUGUAACAGUAAGAAAUUGGCUUGUUUUAUUCCUACAAUUAGUAAACUCUGUUGCUUUAAAGGCAAAUGGACAAUGAUUUUAGGAAAUUUUUUAGUGAGAAUAUGGAAUAAUAAGGGCGAAUGGAUAAUAAACGCAGUUAUAAAGUUGCGAUAUCUCUGGAUAACCUGCUUCAGUGCGUUAGCAGUUGCUAGUGUAGUAGUUGUUUUUAUUAAACCAGGUUUGGUUUUACCUAAUUCACUGGAUAUUCAGUUGUUUCGAAUAGGACAUCCUUUCGAGAAAUACGAUUUUAUUUACAAAAGCAAAUUUUUGUUUCAAAAGCAGAAGAGCGACAAAAGCCUUAAUGACAAUAAUAUGCCAUUAAGAUUUGUUUGGGGAGUGGUUCCUGUUGACAAUGGUGAUCAUCUAGAUCCUGAAAAUUUGGGAUCCUUAAAGCUGGACGAAAAAUUUGAUAUAUCAGAUCCGGAAUCUCAAAUAUGGAUGAUGAACUUCUGCAAAAAUGUUAAGUUACAAAGCUUUUAUAAGCCUACGUAUUUAUCACAGACCAGAUGCUUUAUCGAAUCUUUUGUCGAAAGCAUGAAACGACCUUGUAAUAAUUCUUUUAUUUACAAAGAUCUAAGGCCGUGUUGUGCUGAGGCUACAUUUCCAUUUAAUAGAAGUGUUUUUAGCAAAUGUGUCAUAGAUGAUGUGGGUGAAGUAUAUAGGUCGCCUGCAUUAGUAACAUAUCCACGUACUGCAGGUGCCAUUUUCUCAAAAGAGGAUUUGCCAAAAAUAAAAGCUGUUGUAAUCGAGUUUGAUAGCAGCGAAUCGUUUUCGAUGGAUUAUACAAAAAUUAAUAAAUUUUAUAAUGAUGUUAACGAAUGGACGAAUUUGCAACUUUUGACUGCUCCGCCCAAUAUGAAAGACGGAUUUUUCAUAUCUGAACUUGGAUAUUAUGAUCUACAACGCGAACUGAAUAAAGGAACACAACUUGCAAUUGUAGUGUCCACGCUUCUCACAUCUGCAAUUUUAGUCGCAUGUACUUUAAAUAUUGUACUUACAAUUAUUGCAACCGUAACUAUAACAUUUACAAUAUUGACCACAAUUGCUGGUUUGGUGUUAUACGGAUGGACUUUAAACAUCGUGGAAUCAAUAACCAUAUCAACUGCUAUUGGGUUAGCUGUAGAUUUUGCUUUGCAUUAUUCAAUCAGUUACAAGUUGUGUCCAGCACAUUUGUCCAAUAAUCGAGAAGAUGCCACUCGGUUCGCUCUUUCGUCCUUGAUGAGCCCGUCUUUUAUGGCAGCAUUAACUACAGCGGGUGCGGGUUUUUUUAUGUUGUUUUCCUCGGUUUUGGCAUAUUUUCAAAUAGGAUUAUUUUUAUUGUCUAUUAUGUGUGUCAGUUGGUUGUAUGCCACAUUAUUCAUGGGAUCACUUUUAGUGACAAUUGGUCCAACACAAAAUUGUUGCCAAUAUUCUUCUAAGAAGGUGCUUCGUUUAUUCCAUUGCGGAAAUAAACCGUUAAGACAAAAAAAUGAUACCGUGAUAACAAGUACUUCUAGCACUACAGAGUUAGAUAGAAUAUCAUUUAUAAAUCAUGAUACUCCGAUGCCAAUAAAAAAGAAAGCUUCGUUUAAGGAACCGUUGGUACGAUAUACAUCGAAUCAAGGGAUUGCAGACCAAUCGCCUUCUAGCAAUGUAACUAUAAUUACAGCGGAAGAAUGAACGUGGAUAUUUACGGUCUAAUUGUAAUUACAAACGUACAAAUGUGGUUUUAUCAAUUAUGACAAUAUCAGUCACUCCGGAAUUUGUAUUGACUUAAAUGUUCAGUUUUUCUGGCCUAUAUGCUUGUCAAUCGUUCCUGAACAAAACAAUAAAUUAUAUGUUUCUUUGUCUUAGAAUGCUUUGAAUGUUUAGUACACUUCCAUAUCAGCAGAUCAACAAAGAACGUCUGGUGCCUACAUUUUGUCCAAUUUUAAUCCGAGAAAAUGAUCAAAUUUGUGAACCGAUUUCAAUUCAUGACGCCUCUCCUUUCCUUUGUUGUAACCUUCAGUAGUCGCGCCUAAAUUUUUGUAUAGAUGCGCUAGUGAUCUCACGUCCAUUUCUUGGGUUCUCUGGACCGUAAAUUUGAAUUUUAGAGAAAUUUGCGCACAGAUCACCAUUUUGCGGGACCAUUCGUCUGGUAAUAAAAAAAUGAUAAAAAGAAUGAUGUGCCUGUGACGAAGGAAUUGAUCACAGGAUUUAGCAUGGCGUAAAAAUUACCAUUGUCCAUCUUCUCGUAUUUCUGGCGCAAUGCGUUUAGCUGAUGAAUAGUUCAACUCUGGAUUUUUGAACUUUGUUCAAACAGAAUCUAUUAUAAUUUCUGGUUUAUUUGACGAACAUUUUUUUUUCCAAAAGAUACUCAUUAUCAUGGGAAGCGAACAAACUCCGGUAGGGUUAAGAAAUUCCUCUCUUAUUUUUCCAAUCAUUUCAUUCAUUUUCAAACCAUUAUAGCGGCGUAAAGCAAAUCCAUAUUUGUGAACCAGGUGUCUAUAAUUACGUUUCUUACUGAUUUCUUUAUUGGUUAGCACAGUUAUUGAACUACGUUGUUUGAGAAAUUACUUUGACUGAAAGACCCAUCGGAUUUCUUCUACACUGUGGCAUCUGCCAUGAAACCUAUUUUAAUGGUAUGUUUAUUUGGUUUCACUGUAUAUACUGUCGGAAGCUGCUGAUAAGUUCCUAACUUUUCGUCUAUGGAGACGCAUUCAAAUGGGAGCUUUCGUAUUGAUUUGCAAUCUAUUUUUGACACCUAAUCUGUUCUAUGUUGAUUUGCCUAGAGUUUCCUCGCGUUAGAUAAUUACAAAUUUUCUUCAUUUGUGUAUCAUACAAUUAACAAUUAACAUGUGUUUACAAAAAAUGUAUUAAACUACUAAAUGAUUGAAUUCAAAACAUUUCAAUUUAACUCAUUAGUAGUGUACCUACAGCGUAUAGAAAGUUUGGAAUAAACAAAUAUUUUUACUUUUUUACUGAAACUUACUAAAUAAACAAAAGCAAGAAAAAUAAUUAUAUGUAAGUAUAGGUAGCAAGUAAUAGAUAAAUGAGGGUAUUUAUUAUGUGCAGAUGACACUUAUUGAAAAUAGCAUAAAAGUUGACAAUAGACCUUCGAUAUUAAUAGACCGACCUGCAGUUAAAACUAUUAAGCCCUUGAACUGCAGGCAUUUGAUUUUGUUUAAAGGAUUUUUAAAAUUCCUGAUUCUAUUUGAACAACUAAGUGUGUAUGCUUGCUUAAUAUGGUUAGUUUAGUUUUAAUCUUCUGGAGCCUUUUUCUGUAGGAAAUAAAGAUU